Molecule: messenger RNA, 1188 nt
Organism: Didymodactylos carnosus
Lineage: Eukaryota; Metazoa; Rotifera; Eurotatoria; Philodinida; Philodinidae
Source: the annotation of a GenBank genome assembly
AUGAAUUCUACUGCUAAUGAUACUAUUAAUGGAAGUGAAUUUAGUACAACUUUAACAUUUACAAUUAGUUUUUCAAUAUUAUUAAUUAUUAUCUUGUUCAUCGGCAUGAUUGGAAAUUUCUUAGUAAUUUAUGUUGUUCUCAAUUAUGGACGAUUAAAAACAGUGACAAACACUUAUCUAUUACAUUUAGCCAUAUCUGAUUUGAUAUUUUUGAGCGGUGUACCAUUUUUAGUUGCCGUAAUGAUAUCCAAAUAUUGGAUAUUUGGCUAUUUUUUAUGUAAAUUAUUUUUUUUGACACAAGGAAUUAAUCAGUAUACGUCGAUAAUGAUAUUGGCAUUAUUAGCGUUUGACAGGUACUUGGCUGUAUGUUAUUCAUCAAAAUCACUUGCUUGGAGAAGUAAAAUAAAUCCAAAUUUUUUAUUACUUUUAACAUGGAUUUUAUCAUUAAUUUUAAUGUUACCCAUUAUUAUUUUUACUCAAUUAGUAGAACAUAGUCAAAAUCAUUAUUCAUGUAAUAUUAUCUUACCAUUUGAGCAAACACGUGUAUUAUAUCUACUCUAUUCAACAUAUACAUCUGCCAUAACUUUUAUAUUUCCAUUAAUUCUAAUGACUUAUUUUUAUAUACAAAUUAUUCGUCGUAUGAAAAAAAAUAUUCCUCAACAUCGACGAUCACGUACAAGUUUACGUACAAGACGUAAAGUGUCGAUACUUGUUUUAGCCGUUAUCGGUGUUCAUGUGUUCUGUUGUUCACCAUAUUGGUGUUUUCAAUAUUUUAUUGGUGUAUUAACAACAUCCGAAGUUUUAGUUAUUAAUCCUCGAUAUAUUAUUCUAAUUUCAACUGUCGCACAAUUUCUACUCUUUGCUAAUAGUACAACAAAUCCUCUAUUAUAUGCAUUUUUAAGUGAAGUAUUCCGUUCAAGUUUUACACGUGUAUUCCAUUGUUGUACAAAGGAUCCCACAUAUCUUGAAGGAACAGUUAAUAAACAAAAUCAAUUAAUGGAAAACUUAAGACAGCGGAAUAAUACAAUUAAGAUAACAUUGACAACUUCAUUAGACGAUAAUAAUAUUGGUCGAAAAGUCAGUAAAAAAGCACAAUUUAAUAGUUUAGAUCCACUCCUUAGACAAGAACCAUUGUCGAGAAAUUCCAGCAUAUUUACAUCGGAAAAAUCGUUUUGCUCAGAGAUGUAA